AUGUCUUCCACUGCCCAUUUUCCUAACCCUAAUGACUUCCAGAAUCAGACUGACCAGUUUCUGAACUGGCUCUCGGGAAGCUCAGGUGUCAAGGUUAACCCAAAGAUCCAUAUAGCGGAUUUGAGAUCCCAGGCUGCCGGCAGAGGCGUUGUCGCUCAGGCCGACAUACUCGAAGGUGAAGAGCUUUUUACAAUUCCCCGCGAACUCGUUCUAUCGACCCAGAAUUCCAAGUUGAAGGAUCUGCUUUCUCACGAUCUGGAAGAACUGGGUCCAUGGAUGUCUCUUAUGCUAGUGAUGGUCUACGAGUAUCUUCUCGGAGACCAAUCGACGUGGGCUGAGUACUUCAAGGUGCUUCCUCGAAAGUUUGACACCCUGAUGUUCUGGACUGCAUCCGAGCUUCAGGAGCUUCAGGGCAGCGCUAUUGUUGACAAGAUCGGAAAGCAGAGUGCCGACGAAUCGAUCUUAGAAAUGAUUGCCCCUAUUGUGCGAAAUAAUCCAACCCUUUUCCCCCCAACUAAUGGGCUUUCCUCAUACGAUGGUGACGUCGGUACUCAAUCACUUCUUAGCCUCGCCCAUAUGAUGGGUUCCCUGAUUAUGGCUUACGCCUUCGACAUUGAAAAAUCAGAACAUGAAGGAGAAGACGAGGGAGAGAGCGGCUAUAUGACUGACGAGGACGAAGAACAAUUGCCCAAGGGUAUGGUUCCUUUGGCGGAUCUCCUCAACGCUGAUGCGGAUCGAAACAAUGCCCGUCUUUUCCAGGAGGAAGACUCCCUAGUAAUGAAAGCCAUUAAACCCAUCAGCCACGGCAACGAAAUUUUCAAUGACUAUGGGGAAAUCCCACGUGCAGAUCUCUUGAGACGAUACGGCUAUGUAACAGAGAAUUACGCGGUUUACGACGUUAUUGAGAUGCCGCUGGAGCUGAUUUGCAAAGCUGCAGGCCUUGAAAAUGCAGAUGUCGAAAAUCAAACCUCGCUUCAAUUUAUUGAGGACUUGGAACUACUUGACGAUGGCUAUGUUAUCCCUAGACCGUCAGAAGGGAAUUCAGUGGCAAACAUCCUUCCAGAUGAACUUGUCCUGUUGCUCAAGGCUCUGACCUUCUCACCCACACAACUUAAACAACAAAUAUCCAAGAACAAACCUCCAAAGGCAUCCUUUGGCCAUGCAGAAGCUGUCAUACUUUCAAAGGCAAUUCAACUUCUACAGGCACAGUACGCAACGACCGUCGCGCAAGAUAAAGAGCUUUUGGCACAAUUGGGCCAAUCGGAAACUUCUAGUCUCCUAGAGGAAUCCACUCGUCGACGGAAAAUGGCGAUUCAGGUCCGCUUGGGAGAGAAGGAGAUUUUGCACAUUCUAUCCACUUUGCUCAACGAUUAUGCCACAGAUUCAACUCAAAAUGGCGAAGGCUCGACGUCGAAGAGAACUGCGAAUGGCGAGAACGAUGCGUUAAGGAGGAGUAAGGUUCCGAAACCCUGA
Molecule: messenger RNA, 1473 nt
Organism: Aspergillus tanneri
Lineage: Eukaryota; Fungi; Ascomycota; Eurotiomycetes; Eurotiales; Aspergillaceae
Product: ribosomal lysine N-methyltransferase
Exons: 4
Coding region: 1-1473 (490 amino acids)
Biological process (GO): peptidyl-lysine monomethylation
Cellular component (GO): nucleus
Molecular function (GO): protein-lysine N-methyltransferase activity; protein binding
Source: RefSeq, a predicted model, not a curated record